GAUGGCGAUUGUUACUGGCGACUUAGCUGGCAAACUCAGGUUCCGGGCAUAUCACAGUUUGCUCCUGCUGACACUGCUUGUUAGCGCACGAGCCACUCCAUACUAUGUCAACUGUAGCUCGUCCGCACCUGGCAACGGUUCGUCGACGGCUCCUUGGAACUCGCUGACCCCGGUCAAUGGCUUCACCUUCCAGCCCGGCGACAUCUUAUCAUUUACAUCGAAUGUCACUUGCCAAGGCAAACUCGCCCCGCUAGGCAAUGGAAAUAGUUCGUCCCCGAUCCAGAUCACGACAUACCCAAUAGAUUCCACUGCCGGUCCGGCUAUCAUCAAUGGCGGCGGUGGCAAUGUGUCUCUGGCACUCACGAACCAAGACUACUGGCGAAUCACCAACUUAUCGAUCACAAACCCGGCCAGUCAACUCAGUCCGAGGCAGGGCAUUCUCGUGACAGUCAAUGAUGGCAAGAUCCACUCCGGGAUAACGAUCGACCACAACGUUGUUUACGAUGUAGCUGGCCAGACGAACAAGGCCCUUCACGCGUCAGAUUUCGCUAAGUCAGCUGGGAUUUCCAUUUUGGCCUCUCACGGCAGCUCCAUCAAUAACGUAUCAGUGAGUGAUAACGUUGUCCAUGAUUGCGGAGGCGGUGCCAUCAAAGUACGACCCGGCCAGACGGACACUCUCUCCCACAACGUCCGCGUCUCCUACAACAAGAUCUCCUCGUGUGGUGGGGACGGCAUCAUCAUUGCGACCUCUGAUUCACCAUCAAUCGACCAUAAUGUUGCUGCCGACCUGGGCACGGGGAAAUAUCCCUGGACGGGAGGCAACUUUGCGGGGAUGUGGGUCGAAACAUCGCGAGAUCCAGUCAUCAGCCACAAUGUCGUGUAUGGAACUACGAUGAGCGCCUAUGACAGUGAAGCCUUCGACUGUGAUCUCGGGGUCACCGGCACUUGCACCGUGGAGUACAACUACAGCCGCGAUAACGCUGGCGGGGCCUUUCUUAAUUGCGAUGGAUGCGGGACUACUGCCGGCACCGUGUCGAAGCAGGUGGUUCGGUACAACAUCUUCGAACGGGACUGUCGCAUCAUCAGUGUCGGGACCCUCCCCGAGUUGUGGCUCUACAAUAACAUCUUUUACUGUCCGGACCGCCUAUUUGACAUCAACGUGCCGCCCAACACUCGCUUUGUCAACAAUAUCUUCGUGGGCGCCGAGGCCAACGCGAGUCUGCCCACGGGUAGUGGCAUCGACUGGACAAACAACAUGUUCCAGAAAGUCCUGCCACCAACAGAGAAUGGGAUAUUCGGAGAUCCCAAAUUUCUGGAUCCUGGGCUGUCGGGCAGUUCACUUGGUUCGGGAUUUGGGUAUCGCGUGAAAGCCGGGUCGGCAGCUCUGGGAAAUGGGGUGGCGAUUGGGGAGAAUGGAGACCUGGACUAUUUUGGCAACCCAGUGUCAAGCAAUGCAGCGCCAAAUGUGGGAGUAUACAACGGAGGGGGAGUUGAUGAAGUAUCCAAAUCAGGCUAGCAAGAGAGCGGGACAACCAUAUGGUGGAAGAGGCAUUGACGUGAG
Penicillium brasilianum is the source of this 1561-nucleotide messenger RNA. The record is from the annotation of a GenBank genome assembly. NCBI's taxonomy places the organism in Eukaryota, Fungi, Ascomycota, Eurotiomycetes, Eurotiales, Aspergillaceae.